AUGGUUAUCCAAUCUUUUGUGAGAAAUAUUCAGGGAGAUAAGAAUCUGAACAGGUGUAUCCAGUCGUUUCCAGACAAUGCUCAUUUCAAUGAGAAAUUGAAUGUGGGUAAUGAGUUGAAUCUGUAUAGUGAGGUGGGAGAUAUGGGGGGUGCAUCAGUCCAAUAUGGUUGCAGCUCUGAGAUGCAAGAUAAAGAGAAAGGAGAGGGUGCUGACGGUUGUGCCGAGGAGGAAGUACCCCAUGAUGCUUUGGCCUUUGCUCUUAGUUAUCUGGGAGUCAAGGACCUUCUGUCUGUUGAAAGGGUUUGUAGGUCUCUGUGUUCCACAGUCCAAGAUGAUCCCUUGUUGUGGAGGACUAUCCACAUUGAUCAGCCACUCAACGAGAGGAUCACAGAUGAUGUGCUGCUGCAAUUGGCUAGCAGAUCUCAAGGUAGUCUCCAAUGCCUAAGCUUGGUGGAGUGUCCGAGGAUCACAGAUGAUGGUUUGAGGCGUGUACUUGAAACUAAUCCACAGUUGACUAAGCUGUGUGUUCCUGGAUGUACAAGGCUUACUAUUGAAGGUAUUCUAAAUAAUCUCAAGGUGUUCAACUCUGCUAAAGGUGUCCAAGGUAUAAAGCACCUGAGAAUUGGUGGGCUAUAUGGGGUGACACUUGAACAUUUUGAAGUGUUGAAACUAUUACUCGGUGCUGAUAACGACAAGCUCCAAAAUCAUUACAAACCACACUUCUAUCAUCGGGGAAAUUUUUAUCUUCUGUGUGAUGAUGAUCGGGCAAUUGAUAUUGAAAUGUGCCCGAGAUGUGAAAAACUGAGGCUCAUUUAUGACUGUACAGCCAAGGGCUGUCAGGUUGAAGAUCAUGCUGCUCGAGUCUGCAGGGCAUGUACACUUUGUAUAUCGAGAUGCGUGCAGUGUGGCCGGUGCUUUAACAACACUGAAUAUGAAGAAAAUUUCUGUUUGGAAUUGAUCUGCUCAGGCUGUUUUAAGCAGCAGCCAGAUAACUACUGA
This is a messenger RNA of Fraxinus pennsylvanica, 999 nucleotides long. The record is from the annotation of a GenBank genome assembly. NCBI's taxonomy places the organism in Eukaryota, Viridiplantae, Streptophyta, Magnoliopsida, Lamiales, Oleaceae.